Molecule: messenger RNA, 1139 nt
Organism: Prorocentrum cordatum
Lineage: Eukaryota; Dinophyceae; Prorocentrales; Prorocentraceae
Source: the annotation of a GenBank genome assembly
AGCCGCUUCACCCCCAACGUCUUGGCUCAAUGUGCAUAGCUCAUGGUGCCGGCCGACAGGUGUUCGCUUGGGAUAGCUGCGGGACUCGCCCUUGGAUUGUGGCGAGAUGCAGUAUCCAGGCGGCAGCGGCGCGUGCGGGCCGCGGUGUCGGCCGAGAACGUCGUGAAGAGACUCAUGGAGGAGAAGACCCGGCUAGAGCAGAGCGUCCUUGGUCUGGAGCUGCAGGUCCGCAGGAGUGAAGAUCCCGAGGUCCAGCGCAGGGUGGACGCCAUCGUGCCCUACCUGGAAGAGGAAAUGGCUGCCAGACGCCGCGGUGACACCGCAGUGCACCUCGAGGCGAUCAUGCGGAACGUGGCCAUGCACGUGUUCGACGCGCCCAUGGCCCGGCUGGUUGGCCUUAACUUUAAGCAGCUCAAUGGGGUGCAGCGCCACUCCCGCGGAAGGGCAAGGCGGGACAAAGGAGCUGAUGAUGUGGUGCCUGCGACGCCGACGCUUAGGGGGACCUCGCCAUGGUGCGGCCUCGUGUGCACUUGUGGCACCACUGUCUUCGCGAACGCAGGGGCGGAGGUGGUGAGCGAGGCCGACGCCAUCACGGCGGCGGGAGAGUGGGCGCCCGACCCGACCGCCCAGCCCUUCGUUCCCCUCGAGCAGCUGCACGAGCAGACCAUGCGCCUCGGAAUGCAGGGGCGGCAGAGGCACCAGCCGUUCGUGAAGCGCCGACGACUCUGCCACGCAGUUGCGGCGGUGGACGCGAAGGCCAGCAGUGCCAUGGGGCCCCUGACGGGGAUGGCUGCCCUGCCGACGGUCGCGGCGGUCGCCUGCUGCGCUGAAGGGCCCUUGAGGGGGAUGACUGCCCUGCCGACGGGCGCGGCGGCGGCCCGCGUUGGGCGGCGGUGGCGCCGCGCGGUGCUCGACAAGGAGGUUGUCUUCAUGCAGGGCGUGGAGGCGCACAUAGCCGCGCAGACGGCGCAGGAGGCGCAGAACGUCGACUGGCUUCUGCGGGACCUCGGCGCUGCCAUUUGCGCGGCUGGACCAGCUGAGGCCAGUGCAUCGUCACGCUGAUGGCCGUCGUCUGCUUCAAGUUCUGAUAGGGCCCUGGCAUCUGUGCCAGACUUUGGCCCUCGUGUAGUCUUUUCCAG